Alternaria incomplexa is the source of this 702-nucleotide messenger RNA. RefSeq lists its product as uncharacterized. Lineage: Eukaryota; Fungi; Ascomycota; Dothideomycetes; Pleosporales; Pleosporaceae. Gene Ontology annotation, molecular function: aspartic-type endopeptidase activity. The record is from RefSeq and is a predicted model, not a curated record. The coding region runs from base 1 to 702 and encodes 233 amino acids. Gene Ontology annotation, biological process: proteolysis. The transcript has 4 exons.
AUGUCAAACCUAAAACGCAUAUCCAUCCUCCCCAAUCCCACCUGCGAACGCGCCGGCCUAAAAUCCUACGCCUCCCUCCUCCGCAAAUACGACUUCGCGCCCACCACCGAAGGGCCCUUCCAAGUCCUCGACGUCGCCACGAAAUCCGUAAAGAACCUGUUCAAACCCACGGCUAAAAAAGAAACGAAACCGGUUCUGCGCAAGAUUGAAGAGGAGGGCAAACCGGGCGAGGUCAAAGCGGAAGACCAGCAGAAUGAUGCGUUUGAGACGUUCAAGAAGGUUGAGGGUUCGAGUUGGAGGAUCAGGUAUGGAGAUGGCUCCACAGCAUCCGGCAUCGUCGGCACAGACAACGUGACCCUCGGCGGCCUAUGCAUCGAGAACCAAGCCAUUGAACUCGCCAACAAACUCAGUCCGCAGUUUACCUCCGGUGCAGGAGACGGACUAUUAGGUCUAGGGUUCGGACACAUCAAUACUGUCAAGCCGAAGAAAGUGGCUACGCCUGUUGAAUCGAUGAUCUCCCAAUCCGACAUCCCCACCUCCAGCGAACUCUUCACCUGCUACCUCGGCUCCUGGCGCGACACGUCCGACCUCGACGCCGGAGAAUCCUUCUACACAUUCGGCUACAUCGAUGACACCGUCCUCCGCCGCUGCGGCGUCUCAGAACCCCACUACGUCCCCAUCGACUCCUCACGCGGGUUCUAG